Molecule: messenger RNA, 881 nt
Organism: Bactrocera tryoni
Lineage: Eukaryota; Metazoa; Arthropoda; Insecta; Diptera; Tephritidae
Product: tRNA-specific adenosine deaminase 2
Exons: 2
Coding region: 189-689 (166 amino acids)
Biological process (GO): tRNA wobble adenosine to inosine editing
Cellular component (GO): nucleus; cytoplasm
Molecular function (GO): tRNA-specific adenosine-34 deaminase activity
Source: RefSeq, a predicted model, not a curated record
UUGCAUAUUCGAGGCAUAUACUGUCUGGUGAAAUAUUUAAGUAUUUACAAUUUUUUUAAAUUUCUGAAUGUUUUCACCACAUUUAUUUUAGCACGGUUGUCAGCUGAUUAUUUGAUUAUUGUGAAUGGUUAAGGUCCGGAAAAAUAUCCACUUGUGAAUAAACAAAAAGUUGACUAAACAAAAAGUUUAUGGAGCAGUUUAUGAGCGAAGCAUUCAUAGAAGCUAAAAGUGUGCUGGAGGCUGGAGAGGUACCUGUGGGCUGUAUUUUCCUUUAUCACGGCGACGGAAAGAGCAAAGUGAUAGCGCGCGCUGGAAACAAUGUAAACGCAACCAAAAAUGCUACACGCCAUGCGGAGUUCCUUUGUAUAGACAGAACUUUGGAGUUCUGCAAACGAAACAGUUUGUCUUUUGAUGAAGUUUUUUCCAAAAUCAGUGUUGUGGUCACUGUCGAGCCAUGUAUAAUGUGUUCAGCCGCCUUGCAUGAUUUGGGAAUAAAAGAGAUUUUAUAUGGUUGCGCAAAUGAUCGUUUUGGCGGCAAAACCCUAGUUGAUGUGCCGUUUGUAACGAACAGAACAGACGGACAAACUCAAGUAAAUGGUGGUGUUUGUGCUGACGAAGCAAUGACACUGUUGAAAGAUUUUUACAAAGGUGAUAAUCCCUCUGCGCCAAUAACUAAAACGAAGAGAUGAUAAAAUAAAUGUUAUAUAGAAUUUUUAUCAAUGAAUGUUCAUAUGCACGAAAAUCGUUUUUAAUACAUUGAACUGGGUAUAUUGAGUUUGCCAAGAAGUUUGAAACACACAGGAGAAAACUUCGAAGACCUUAUAGAAACAAGUCGGAUAAAUACAGUUUAUAUGUAGCUGUUUUUCAAACAACUAUCAAAA